UGCAUGGAGGCGUUGCUUUCAGGCUUAACCGCCUGGUUGCCUAGGGAACCGGGCAGCAGAGACGGCCAGGCUGGGGAGAAAGAAAGCGUUUCCAGGUCAGCUCAAACAUGGAGAGAGGAGCAGAGAGACAAAGAGGAGGGGAUACGGAGGUGGCGCAAGAGAAGAGCUCAGUGGAGAGGCAGUGGGGGGACGCAGAGGUGCUGGCUCUCAUGUCAGUGUGGGACGAGGUCGGCGCUCAGCACGUAGCCGAGAGCAGGGCCACGUUUGAGCUGAUCUCAGAGCGCCUGAGGAGGCUCAGUGUUGUGCGAAGCUGGUGGGAGUGUCAGGCCAAGUGCAAGAGCCUGGGACUCCAGGGCAGAAGGCCUGACGCAGCAGCAGCAGCAGCAGCGGCAGCAGCAGCAGGCACUUCAGCAAACUACAGCCCAGGAGUGGACGGGAGGCCAGAGGAGGGCUGGGAGGAAGAAGUGGAGGAUGUGGGUAAUCAAAGAGGAAUCUUCUCUUCCACUUUCCCAACACAAGAAGGAAUCAAAAGUCAAAUCCAUCGAGCUCUCCCUUACACUCCGACUGUGGCUGAAGAAGGGGGCCGCCACUGGACCGACGACGAGGUGCGAGCCCUGCUGUGCGUGUGGGCUGACCGGCACGUCCGAGAGCGCCUGAAAUGCACGCUACGCAACAAGUCCAUCUUCCAAGAGAUGGCCCGUCAAAUGCAGAGAACUUUCGGGGUGGUGCGCAACUGGAAACAGUGUCGGACGAAAUACAAGAACUUGAAAUACGACUACAAGACGGCGAAAAGUGCCCACGCUGCCGGGGGCAGCGCCGCCGGAGGCCCAGGGAAGUACAUGAAGUUCUUCGAUGAGGUGGAGGCCAUUCUGCUGGACCGCGGGCUGGAAAACGGCGGCGUGGAAAUGCAGAGGAGGCUGUAUGAUGGAGAAGUGGCGGAAGGGAGGCUGCAAACACCAACACAGACGACAACCUCAGAAAGUGAGGUUGUCAUAGAAAUUGAUGAUGAUGACAACAGUGAUGAUUACGAUAUGGAGGUAGACAUGGAAGCUAAAUGGAGCGGAACAGAUCCAUCCAGCUCUGACCAGAUCCACGUAGUCACGGUGUCGGACACGGGUCGAAACUGGAGCGACCAGGAGGUGCGAGCGCUGAUCCAGGUCUGGUCCGACGAGCGCGUGUGCAGGCAGCUGGAGAGCUCGACCAGAAAGAGAGACAUCUUCGUUCAGAUCUCCAACAGGUUAAUUCAGCAAGGCAUCGAGCGGGACUGGAAACAGUGCCACACCAAGUACAAGAACCUCAAGUACCUGUACCGCUCCCUCCAGAGGGGCAAGGGGGACGAAGCGGACCCCCGACGCCUUAUGAGGUUCUACGAUGAGGUGGACGCCAUAAUGAAUCGAGCGACUAACGGCUUGCCACACGCCACGAGAACUGCAGACCUCGUGAUGUUGGAGGGUUCCGGGGAGAGAGAUCACGUGGAUGUUUAUUUGAUGAGGGCAACCACAGUCCCGACAGUGGUGGGACCGCUGGAGGAGAGGACUUGUAGUACGGAUUCCGUCUCGUCUAUGAGCCUUGAUCUAACGCCAAGCAACGAGGAGAGGAGGCCGCAUGCAGCUAAGGAGCGUCGCUUGGAUCAGCAGCACAGAUUAAAGAACUCUGUUGCAAAAAGGGUAGAAAGAGAAGAUACCUAUUCAGUAAACAGAGGAAUGAAGAGGAAAGCUGUGGAUCAAGUCCCCAAACUCCAGACUCCAAGGAAAAAACUGGACACUGGCUCUGCUGAUAACAGAGAGGCCCAGUGCAAAGAAGAGCAGGAUCACAUCCCAAUAAUAAAGAUAAACUCUGUCCGCUCAAUGGCCUCCCCCCAUCCAUCCCCAGAGAGACAGGUAAUGGCUUCUUACCCAAUGGGACAAAAGGUACAAGACGUUAUGCAACAAAUUCAAUGGAGACAAAUCUUUAAACAAGGCUGUAAGAAUCAGAUUACAAAUGACUCUAUUCUCAUAAAGAUUAAUCAUGUGAAUUAUUUCAUCAUUAGAAGACACAACAUUGUCAGAGAUAAUAAGUAAUUGAUCAAAGCAGGGAGAACUAUCUUAGUUGGAGUUUAUAAGAAUAUUUCAAAUACAUGACAAUGCUGAGUGCUGAACUGAAAGAUAUUCAGGUGUAUUUUCAUAUAUAUAUAUGAUGACUAGAGGAACAGAAAAUCGAUCUGGACACAAAAAUGUAUCAGUGAUAGUGAACUGAUUUGGACAAGAUGGAUUAAACAAGUGAU
This is a messenger RNA of Limanda limanda (common dab), 2263 nucleotides long. RefSeq lists its product as uncharacterized. The record is from RefSeq and is a predicted model, not a curated record. The transcript has 6 exons. The coding region runs from base 108 to 2060 and encodes 650 amino acids. NCBI's taxonomy places the organism in Eukaryota, Metazoa, Chordata, Actinopteri, Pleuronectiformes, Pleuronectidae.